Pelecanus crispus (Dalmatian pelican) is the source of this 615-nucleotide messenger RNA. NCBI's taxonomy places the organism in Eukaryota, Metazoa, Chordata, Aves, Pelecaniformes, Pelecanidae. The record is from RefSeq and is a predicted model, not a curated record.
UGUUCUUCAUGCAAAGCGGCCGACGGACAACCCUCAAAGAGGCUAAAGCAUGAAAAAAACAGUCUAGUAAAAUCAGAACUCAAAGGACUUGCAUGUGGAAGCGAAAACCUUGCUGCGCUGGGGGAAACGCCUAAAACAUCCGAUGAGGAUCGACGUUCAGAAGAUCCAGGAGACUGCAGUGUAAUUCAACAGAAGAAAGGUGAAAGCAUUCCAGAGGCUAACGAAGACAAACAGGAAAAGGAACGUAAUGUUCCUCUCAAGCCACGUGCAGUGAGCUCGAGCAGUGGUCCAUCAGAAAUGGACAGCGCUGAAAAUGUGCGCAGUCAUGCCUGCAGUGAAGAGGAGAGCAGCUGUGAGAGCGUGCUUUCAGAUGGGUCUAGCUCCGAGGACGGAGAUCUCCCAAAGAAGCCGCUCCGACUAGACAGCAGUGCUCUCUUGGACGAAGACAGCAACCAGCCAAUGCCCGUGGACCGGUUCUUUGGGGACGUUGAGUUUAUACAGGAUCUCCCGGCAGUUGCACACCCAAGCACAACGAUGAGCAGGCGAGAAUUCAGAAAGCUACAUUUCAUUGCAAAGGAAGAUGAGGAGGAGGAGGAGGAAGAGGAUGCUGUCUAA